Seriola dumerili (greater amberjack) is the source of this 1244-nucleotide messenger RNA. RefSeq names its product tetraspanin-3-like (gene tspan37). Gene Ontology annotation, cellular component: membrane. The record is from RefSeq and is a predicted model, not a curated record. Bases 264 to 998 code for a protein of 244 amino acids. Lineage: Eukaryota; Metazoa; Chordata; Actinopteri; Carangiformes; Carangidae. The transcript has 7 exons.
UCCACCUGUUAAAAUUACUAUAAACCUUUGUGGCUGUUUUAUUGCAACCAUGUUUCCGCGUAUUUUGAGGAAGCUGAUUUUAUGCCAUGGCGGAAGGAAAGUUGCACCAGUCUACAGCUCUCACGUGCCUCCAACUCUCCCUCUUUUCAUCAAACAGAUUGUUUCUUUACGCAAAGGUUCGGUUCAUUUGUUACAUUAACUAAUCUCCUGGUGGUUACACGGAUUAUUGCGCGCUCGUUCCUCGCGGGUCCUGACGUCUGAAAAUGAGCGAUCAGAGGAGAAACGCUCUCAAAACAAUACUUCAGCUGGCGUGUCAGCUUCUGUGGGUGGUGGGGUUGGUGGUGGGCUUGAGCGGAGUCUAUCUGCUGAUGAAAUACAGGCACAGCAGCUUAUUUUUUUCUCACACCUACAUCACCAUGCCAGCUAUCCUCGCUCUCACCAGCGCUGCUUUCCUAUUGGCCAGCGGGUUCCUCGGCUCGUGGCUGAGCCUCAGAGAUUCCACCUUUCUGCAGGGACUGUUUGUUUAUCUACUAGUUGUGGUCUUUUGUCUGGAAAGUUCGGCUUCAGCAUUGGCUUACUACCACUCCAUAAAGCUGGAUACAGAGACAACUUCCCUCAGUGGAGUGUUUCAGAAUUACACAGGCAGCAGCCAGGACCCCAACUCUCGAGCUGUGGAUGCUGCACAAGAGCAGUUGCAGUGCUGUGGUGUCCAUGACUACAGGGACUGGCUUGAAACCUCCUGGUUUAACCAAACUGGAGGACUCAGUGUUCCUCACAGCUGCUGCAACUCUACUUUCCCCUCCUGCAAUGGAACUGUGGACCAGCCAUGGCAACUUUACCCACAGGUGAAGCUGGAGAUGACUUUACAGUUUGUUCUGAGUUUCAUCAUCUGGGGCUCCCCACUGGUUUUUCUGGUGGAGUUUGUUGUGCUGCUGACGGUGGCACAGCUGAUGAGGGACCAGCCAUUUACCAGAUAUCACAUACUGGACAAAAACUAAAGACAGAUGGGACAGCACUGUACUGUGCACAGAUACUGUAAUAUUAUAUUAUUAUUACUGUUCCUGAUUUUCAAACUUGUGUGAUCUCUAAUCUGUUUCACUACUGUUAAUUAAUGCAGGUUUACUCCAGCACACUACAAAACAUGUGACAUAAAACUAUGGAUUGUUGCCAUCAUCAUUUUUUGCCUACACAUGCCUGGAGCUCUGUCAUAUCUUCCCUUACCACUAUUAAACAAAUCAAUGUGA